This is a messenger RNA of Alnus glutinosa, 1498 nucleotides long. RefSeq names its product phytochrome 1-like. Gene Ontology annotation, biological process: detection of visible light; regulation of DNA-templated transcription. The coding region runs from base 734 to 1294 and encodes 186 amino acids. The record is from RefSeq and is a predicted model, not a curated record. Lineage: Eukaryota; Viridiplantae; Streptophyta; Magnoliopsida; Fagales; Betulaceae. The transcript has 2 exons.
GUUUGGUUACCUGUUUUGGAAACAGUUUUCUGUUUCCAAAACAGUAAAACAUGUUUUGGUAUCAGCGUGCGCGUUUGGGUUGUUGUUUUUAAAACAAAAACAAGCAAAACAAAAAACACCAAAAAACACGAAAUUAGGAAACAAGUCUAACAUGUUUUCACGAAACUGUUCUUAUUUUUUCAGAAAAGGCGCGCGGAACAACUCAACGUAAUUGUUCUCAUUUUAAGUGCACAGUGCCAAGGCCACCGUUCGAACCACCUCACGCUCUGUUUUAGUUUUCUCAAUCUUCAUUCUUCACGCGUCUUCGUUGAUCUUCACAAAUCACGCCUGCUUUUACUUUCCAUCUUCACGCUUGCCUUCACUGCACCUUUCUCUUCAGAUCACUCUUUCACCAACCUCUUCAAUUCCUGCAUCUACCCCAUAACCUGGCCAUCGCAUCAUCUUCAAUUUUGGCUUUGAAUUUGUGUUUCCUUCCAUCCCAACUAACUCUACCAACCUCUGUUCUUCAGUAAUUUCCUUCAUGAGUUUUGUGUUAUAAAAAUGCCUUAAUGUGUUGGAAAAGAAGAUCUGAUUAUAGAAGAGAUAUUUGUGCCUCAUUUGUCAAAACGGCUCCAAUCACAAGAUCGAAGAAGGAUCUAUGUAUAUAUAUCCUUUAUUUUUCUUAUAAGCUUUGUGGGUUCUUGAUUCAUGAAUAAGGUGCAGAAAUCUGGUCGGUUUCACGUGUUGCUGAUCCAUGCCCUGCAAAUUUGAAGGAGGGUUGGGUCGAUUGAAAUUGCUAGUGGAGGAAGAAAAAGAGAGGAACUGGAGAGGAAGGAGGGUUGAGAGAUGUCAUCAAAAUCGACUAGGAGCAGUUCUUGUACAAGACAUGGGGCCCGUGUGGUUGUACAGACCCCCAUCAAUGCAAAGCUUCAAGGAGAAUUUGAAGAAUCCAAAGGGUUGUUUGAUUACUCCACUUCAAUUGACUUCAAUAUCCGAAGGUUUAAGUACUGAUAGCCUUAUGGACGCUGGCUACCCAGGUGCUUCAGACCUCGGAGGUGAAGUUUGUGGGAUGGCAGCUGUUAGGAUUACUUCAAAGGAUUUCCUGUUUUGGUUCGGUCACACUGCGAAUGAAAUCAAGUGGGGUGGUGCGAAAAAUGACCCUGAUGACAAGGAUGAUGGAAGAAAGAUGCACCCCAGGUCAUCGUUCAAGGCUUUUCUGGAGGUGGUAAAGCAUCGGUGCCUACCUUGGGAAGAUGUGGAAAUGGAUGCCAUCCAUUCCUUACAGCUGAUACUGAUGGGAUCUUUACAAGAUUAGAUUGUGGAGGAUGAGUCCAAAAUUAUCGUAAAUGUUCCAUCAGUUGAUGACAGUAUACAGAGAGUGGAUAAAUUGCGCAUCGUCACAAUGUCCCAGUCAAUGCAUGUAGGAUAUACGGAAAACUACAGUUAUACAUCCAAUUUUCUUUUACUAGUAAUAUGAUUUAGUUUUUGUAUGUAAGAACUAUGUACCAGGUUUAUAGAA